Messenger RNA from Bactrocera tryoni, 1857 nucleotides. Its product is annotated as UBX domain-containing protein 4. Bases 99 to 1766 code for a protein of 555 amino acids. Gene Ontology annotation, molecular function: protein binding. The transcript has 5 exons. NCBI's taxonomy places the organism in Eukaryota, Metazoa, Arthropoda, Insecta, Diptera, Tephritidae. The record is from RefSeq and is a predicted model, not a curated record.
CGGUGUUUUACUUUGUUUUACAUUUUUCGAGAAGUUGUUAAAGAAAUUAUCAGUGCUUUAAUUCAGUCAAAAAAAAUAAAAACUGUAAAGGAUAAAACAUGAAUUGGUACAAAGGUAACAUUGCAGAGGCAGUGGCAGAAUCAAAGGCCAAAAAUGCUAUUUUUGUUGUUUAUGUCGAAGGUAAAGAUGAAUCAACACAAAAACUUUCAAACUUUAUUAAUGCUCAGAAAAUACGAGAAAAAUUGGAAUCUGAUGAUUUUGUCGCCAUAAAAAUCGAAAGUGAUAGCCAAGCGUACAUGCAGUUUGCAACAAUAUAUCAAGUAGUUCCGGUACCAUCAAUUUUCUUCAUUGGCAAGACUGGUACUCCGCUCGAAAUAGGCACUGGCAUAAUUGCUUCGAUUGGUGAACUGGAAGAGAAAAUUAAUAAAGUACUUACAUUGUCCGGUCAUAGCACACCCUCUACCCAGUCAUCGGCUACUUUCAUUACGGCCGAGCAAAAUGCCGCUGCUUCUAAAUUGACUGCCCAAAAAGAGUCAAAGGACACACUUUCAGCAGACAAGACUCCCCCCUCCACAAGCAAGUCAACAACAGAAAGAGUUUCUGCCGUCAAGCCGGAUGACCAGACUGAAAUUGUUUGUGACGGCGACGUCUGCUACAAGAAACCAAAAGAGGAAAAGGAAGACAUUGUUCCGGCUGAUGAAAAACCUCAAUGCUCAACUAAUCAGGGAGAGAAUCAAAAUGAAGUUGACGCAAAAGCACAAAUGGAAGAAGCCAGAAAAAAGAUGGAAGAACAGAGGAGGAAGCGCAUUGAAGAAGAGAAACAACUAGAGAAAGAGCGUGAGUUGAGGCGCCGACGUGAGGGAAAGGAAAUGCAAAGUUUACAAGAAUGGCAGCGCGGACAAGAAUUGAAAGAACUAAAGGAAAAUAUUCGACGUGAAAAACUCGAAGAAAUGGCUGCUCGUGAAAGAAUACGAGCACAAAUUGCUGCUGAUCGUGCCGAACGUGCGCAAAAGUUUUCGACGCCUCGUGAUGAGUCAGGCGCUGCAACAAGUUCAGAAUUGGGAACUAAAAGUGGUGGUGGCUCGAUUGUAAACCCAGUUACCCCAGACAGCACUAGAAUACAGUUUCGUUUUGCGAGUGGUAGUACCGCUGCACAUGUGUUUAAUGUCCAAGACACACUUGGCAAAUUACGCGAAUAUGUGCGCACAGACUUACUACCUGGAACCGGUAUAAAAGAUUUCACUUUAGCUACAACAUACCCUAAACGGGAACUUAAUAUUGAACAUGAUGAACAAUCCCUGACCGAACUUAGUCUUUUUCCUAGUGCUGUUAUAUUGAUCAUCGGGAAAGAGAGUACAAGUAGUCCAGCAGCUAUCAUAGCUCGUUCCGGUGGACUUCUAAAUAUUUUUACUACGCUGGUGAUGGCUAUACUUUCUCCAGUUUUUUCUGUUUUUGGAUAUUUGAAAAAUUUUGCUACCGGUGGAGGUCAAAAAAAUAACAAUGAGUCUGGUGCAAACAAGCGAGCAAAUGAGGAAGCUGGAGCACAACAUGAUGCUGCAAAACGUCGUAAUAUGGAACGAUUUGGAGGUGGUGUUGCUACCGGAUCGAUAUUGGGUAAUAAUGCAAGCAGCUCGGACGAUACCGAAAAAGGCGAAUCGAAACCUUAUCGUCGUUAUGGUAGCUCAAAUAUUCAUCGCUUGACAGAUCACAAGGAUUCAGAUGAUGAAAAUGCCACCUGGAAUGGGAAUUCCACGCAGCAACAGUAGUUAGUUUAACGUAACGUAGACUAGAAUAUAACUCAUAAUUUAAAAAUACAUAUACAUAGUUUCCUUUCAAAUAAAAUUUAAAGGCAAAGAA